AUGUCGGUAUGGCGUAGGUGGCAGGUGGAUGCUGUUCCCGAGUGGGGCUCUGCAGUGUGCCCCUGCCUUCUUCGCUUCGCGCAUGGCUGGCCGAGGGAGGCACCACACGCGGCGAGGUCACCGGCCAAAAUAUUUCCCUCGUAUUGGGCAAACGUGGCGGCGCUUAGCGACCGGGAGAAGGAUUUUUUUGUUCAAUGCGUGGAGUACAUUCGCUACGGCGUCGACAUGCGCCCGACGCCGUCGGUGGUGCGCGCGCUGAAUCGCCUCGGGGGUGUUGCGGUGGCCGAACGCAUUGAGCCCAGUGGAGCCGCGGGGGAUGCGACGGACACGAUAUGUGACGUUGUGCUGAUGCCCGACGGGCGACCGUGCAUGGGGUGGUUUCUCGAUAAGUUUGAUUUCCGCCACUACGCUGCUGUGGUUGCCGCGAUGGAGGAGCGUUGGCGGGCGUCGUCGGGGUCCUUGUGGGCACUGAAGGAGCGUGGCAUUGCUGCCCAGUUGAAUUCAAUGACCGCAUGGAACAGGCAGGAGAGUGUUUUUAGUGGGGCCGAGAAGUGGACCAGGGAACGAAUGCAGGCCUACGUCUCUAGACAUGCGCGGUUCGCAGAGAAGAACGUGUCCUGCGCGGAGCGAAGUGUGGAUAGGGCGCAUCGGUUGUCCUUAUCAAUCUUUUCCCCAUCGACGAACGCGAACCGAGAGACUUUUCUCCCGUCAAUAAGCGGCUGCCUCGCAUCCUUAGAAGGGACAGGCGGUGGCAGCGCCGCUUAUCCAACGCUCUGCCGUUCCUUUGGUUGUGUGCUGGCUUUGCAGCCGCCAGAGUUCAUGGAAUUUCGCCCCCGCGCGCAGACGCUUGGUGUGGCGCUGUGCUCGAUAAGGAGUGAUGACGCGAUGUGCCAAACGUAUCAGCAUCUUGUGCGAGAUGCACUGGAUGCUGUGAAUGGGAGAGCGCCUUCCCCGCCUGCCGCAUAUAUUUCCACCGCACUAACUAACGCCGUGCGCAGCCUUCUUAAUGAUUUAACGAGCGUGGACAACACAUGGGUAUGGUUUCCAAGAGUUGUGACACUCUGCCUUGUGGCGCCGACACCAUGUGGCAGAGACGAGGGCAUCCGCGCCGCAGUUCUUGCCCUCCCUGCUCUUGAGAACUACCUGGACGCGUAUGAGGCCGCCCUUCUGCAACAGCACGUCUCUUUUGAUAGGCCAAGCGACGCGGACGAAGACGCCUCUUCUCGCGGAGAUUUGGGUCUGGUGGACAAUGCGGUGUUGGAUCGGAUACUCUCUGGGGAGGCCGCUGCUCCUCUGCUUGGCGGUGGCGAUGAUGAUGAUGUCGCGGGGAGGGGUCCGCGUCGUCUCGACCUCGCUGCGGCUUGGAUGCCGGGCGUGGGAUUGGAUUCAUCUUUUUAUGUCUCCAACCUUCUUGCCGCCUGCGACGCUCUUUCCGGCAUGCUUGCCGUGACGGAGUCGAUGCAACACGCGCAGGCUGCAUCGCAGCGGGCUGUGUAUAGGUUUCGACACAAACUUCGAGUCCAUGUUUUGCGUCGAUUUGGAUUUGUGAUUGCCUCGAAAUUGUGGGGAACUCCUUUCAGUGGCAGGGCGUUGCCUUUUUUAAAUGCCCUGUGCACUUCCUUGCACCCCGCGGCAAGCAUCACGGUAUUUCGCUUUAGAAAUGAAGCACAAAUGCCGCACCCAUUUGAUGCCGUUGCGGAGCCUUCGCCAUUGUUGCGCUCCCUUGCGACUAGGCACCUUGCCUUCCCCGGCGCCUCUCCCUGCUUCUGCGUUGAGUGUGGCACAGUGCAGCAGCUGAGGGCGUUGGCCGUCGGGACGGAGAAGCAAAAAACUCUCCGCUGCUUCUUUGCUCCAGGUGCUCCGAAGGGAAUUUCAUCCCUCGACUUUAUUCUGCGUGGGAACACUUUCCAGGAUCUGGCGGCUGCCGGAAUGGGGCGACUUGAGGAAGCGCCUGAAGCUCCAUUUGUGGAUGUCGCUGCCGAGGUGGAGGAAGGCCGAAUUGUUGUGCGCCUGCUAAAGGCGCCCCACUGCCUGUGA
Molecule: messenger RNA, 2037 nt
Organism: Trypanosoma conorhini
Lineage: Eukaryota; Euglenozoa; Kinetoplastea; Trypanosomatida; Trypanosomatidae
Exons: 1
Coding region: 1-2037 (678 amino acids)
Source: RefSeq, a predicted model, not a curated record